Phyllopteryx taeniolatus (common seadragon) is the source of this 864-nucleotide messenger RNA. RefSeq names its product isoaspartyl peptidase/L-asparaginase. Gene Ontology annotation, molecular function: asparaginase activity. The record is from RefSeq and is a predicted model, not a curated record. Lineage: Eukaryota; Metazoa; Chordata; Actinopteri; Syngnathiformes; Syngnathidae.
AUGUCAGCUGUCAUAGUCGUGCACGGUGGAGCGUGGGCCAUUCCGGAUGACCUCGCCAAGGCCUCAGUUGAUGGUGUAAAGGCGGCAGCACGUGAAGGCUUUGCUGUGCUGCAAAGAAAAGAAGUUGCACUGGAUGCUGUCGAGUCAGCCGUACGGGCCCUGGAAGAUAAUGCUGUGUUUAACGCAGAUCAUGGAACAGCUUUAAAUGCAGAAGGGGAGGUAGAGAUGGACGCCAUCAUCAUGGAUGGAAAGACAUCAGCUUGUGGUGCUGUGUCAUCAGUGAAGAACAUUCCCUAUCCUACUUUAAAUAUCAAUCAAUUGUUGUCUUGGAAACCCGUCGUGUUGACAGACAGCGGUGCAAACCUUUUUGCAAGGAGCAUGGGUAUGGCCACAGUUACCGCUGAUGAGAUGGUGACCACUUACGAGAGAAAAUAAUGGGAGAAGCACAAAAAAUAUGUGACUGGGGUGAUGGAAAACUUCAACACUCACUGGCCCAUUGCUACUGUUGGUGGUGUUGCUGUAGACUGCGCUGGUAAUGUCGCCUGUGCCACAUCGGAUAAUAAAAUGGUUGGCAGAGUUGGUGAUACUCCAGCUGUCGGCUGUGGGGGAUAUGCAGACAACCUCAGUGGUGCAGUGUCUUGUAGUGGACAUGGAGAAUCCAUCCUUAAAGUCACCCUGCCCAGACUUGUUCUUUCACACGUUGCACAAGGUAAAUCUGUGGAAGAUAGCAUGUCUCUGCAGUACACGGGAGAGCGUGCGAGCGCUGGGGGUGUCAUCGUUGUUUCUCUUUUGGGUCAGUGGGCUUCAGCUUUCACCACCGAGCGAAUGCCUUUGGCCGCUGUGGAACAUGAGGUUCUCUUCUAA